Molecule: messenger RNA, 1599 nt
Organism: Meyerozyma guilliermondii ATCC 6260
Lineage: Eukaryota; Fungi; Ascomycota; Pichiomycetes; Serinales; Debaryomycetaceae
Product: sugar porter family MFS transporter
Exons: 1
Coding region: 1-1599 (532 amino acids)
Biological process (GO): carbohydrate transport; transmembrane transport
Cellular component (GO): membrane
Molecular function (GO): carbohydrate:proton symporter activity
Source: RefSeq, a predicted model, not a curated record
AUGAAAAAACAUUUGGGAAUGUCUGGAAGGUUGUUGCUUUCACUUCUUACCUUAGCCAACGGGUUGACUAUGGGAUGGUUCGGCUACGACCAGGGAGUGUUCUCCGGAGUUUUAAUCUCGGAAGACUUUCUCAACCACUUUCCAAAAAUCAAGAACAACCAUAAUGUAUCUGGUAUCACCUCUAGUUGUUUCUCCUUGGGAGCAUUUUGCGGGGCUAUCUUUGCCUUUACGUUCGGAGAGAAAAUCGGCAGAAGAAAAACUAUUCUUCUUGGCUCGUUGUUCAACGUUAUUGGGGCCGUGUUGCAAAUUGCUUCUUUCCAUUUACCAAUGUUGAUCGUUGGUAGAAUUGUCAAUGGCUUUGGAAUGGGUAUGACUUCUUCUACUUGUCCUAUUUACCAAGCUGAGUCGACAAAGGCAAAGUAUAGAGGCAGGUUGGUUGUGCUUGGUUCUGUCUCCAACACGGCAGCGUACAUGUUAUCCAACUGGAUGAAUUUUGGACUUUAUUUUUCAAGUGGACCUCUUGAAUGGAGAUUUCCUUUGGCAUUCCAAUUGGUGUUUCCUUUGAUUUCCGUGCCUAUCAUGUUGAUUGCUCCAGAAUCUCCUCGAUGGCUCAUGAACCAUGGAAGGUUGGAGGAGGGCUAUCAAACGAUUGCUGCACUUUGGGGUAAAAAUCUUUCUUUUGACGAUGAAGUGGUUAAGACGGAAUACUAUAAUAUCUUGGCAAGCAUUGAAGAAGAGAAAGCGGCACAGGUGCCAUUGAAGAAGGUUUUGAUCGGGAAAGAUAAGCACAAAAACUUGAGAAGAGUAAUCUUGGGUUGUGGGACUCAAUUCAUGCAACAAUUUACUGGUGUCAAUGCUCUUGGAUACUAUAUGCCAACAAUAUUGACGGUUCAAUUGGGGUUCAGCAAAGAAACUGCAAAACUUUUGACUGCUUGCAAUGCUACUUCGUACUUGGGUGCUGCUUUGGUAUGUUUAAUUAUCAUUGACAAAAUUGGUCGGCGGAUUAUGAUGUUGUACGGUUCCAUUGGAUGCUGUAUAACCUACAUCAUUGCAGCUAUAGCCAUGAAAGUGUCAGAAACUAGAGAUACCUAUGCCAUGGGAGCCUUGACCGUUUCAAUGUUCUUUGUCUACUAUGUGAUAUAUGGAACCAGUUAUGCAAAAGUUCCGUGGGUUUACAGUUCAGAGAUCAACUCCAUUGGUUGGAGAACCAGAGGUGCUGCAGCAGCCACUGCAACAAACUGGAUUUGUGGGUUUUGCAUUACUCAGUACACUGAUAUUGCUGUCACCAAUAUGCGUUGGGGGUUCUACUUGCUUUUUGCAAUGAUAGUAUUGUGCUACGCUCCAGUUGUAUGGUUCUUUUACCCAGAAACUGCCAAGCGUACUUUGGAAGAUAUCAACUUUAUGUUCGAUCUGUACGAUACUUUGUUCCUUGGAAAGCAUAAGGAAUUGAGACAACGGUCAAGACCUCAACUCUUUAUUGAUGCUGAAGUUGAAAGAAUUGAUGCUAUUAAGGCUGCUAAUCACGGGAAGAUAUAUGAUGAGAAAUUAGAUGCUUACCAUGUGGAAGAUGCAAAAAGCUCCAGAAGCUCCAAUGUUUAG